GCUCGACGAUUGCAUGGAUCUGUAUCUGUUUUGUUGACGUGGUGAGCAGAAGUUUUCAUGAGGGAACGUGGACUAAAGUGCUCCAGGAUCUGCGCACGGACAUGUUGGACUUCGCCAUUUUCGCUGUGACCUUUGUCAUCAUCCUGGUCGGGGCUGUUCUCUACUUGUACCCGUCAUCCAGAAGAGCAUCGGGCGUCCCAGGACUCAACCCCACAGAUGAAAAAGAUGGUAAUCUGCAGGACAUAGUGAACAGAGGCAGUCUCCAUGAGUUCCUCUUGGGCCUUCAUGAGGAGUAUGGGGCGGUGGCGUCGUUCUGGUUCGGCAGGAGGCCUGUGGUCAGCCUGGGCUCUCUGCAGCAGCUACGGCAACACAUCAACCCGAACCACUCCACGGACUCCUUUGAGACCAUGCUGAAGUCCUUGCUGGGGUAUCGCUCUGGAACUGGGGCAACAGAGAGCGUCAUGAGGAAGAAGGUGUAUGAGAACGCCAUCGACAACACCCUAAAACACAACUUCCCCUUGGUCCUAAAGCUGGUGGACGAGCUGGUGUCUAAGUGGAGCUGUGUGCCCGCGGAGCAGCACACCCCGCUCUGUGCCCACCUCCUGGGGCUGGCCCUGAAGAGCGUCACCCAGCUGGGCCUGGGCGAGCGUUUCCAGGACGAUGCACAGGUCAUCUCCUUCAGAAGAGGCCAUGAUGUGAUCUGGUCAGAAAUUGGGAAAGGCUAUCUGGACGGCUCCUUGGAGAAAAGUUCUAGCAGAAAAGUUCAGUAUGAGAAAGCUCUGUCAGAGAUGGAGGGUCUGCUGACAUCCGUGGUGACGGAGAGACGAGCCCAGAGGAGACACACGGCAUUUGUGGACAUUCUGCUCCAGUCCAAUAUGACCGAGCCACAGGUCAUGGAGGACUGCAUGGUCUUCACUCUCGCAGGGUGUGUCAUUACAGCCAACCUGUGUAUCUGGGCUCUCCGCUUCCUGUCUGCGUCAGAGGAGGUGCAGGACAAGCUGUACCAGGAAAUCCAGGAGGUCUUGGGGUCAGAGCCCAUCACACUGGAGAAGGUCCCCCAACUAAGAUACUGCCAGCAGGUUCUGCAUGAGACGGUGAGGACAGCCAUGUUGACCCCUGUGGCUGCCCGGCUCCAGGAAGUAGAGGGUAAAGUGGAUCAGCAUGUCAUCCCCAAAGAGACGCUGGUCAUCUAUGCGCUGGGAGUGUUCAUGCAGGAUCCAGACACGUGGAGCAGCCCCUAUAGAUUUAAUCCAGAUCGCUUUGAGGAAGAGUCAGCCAGAAAAACCUUCAGUCUGCUGGGAUUCUCCGGGAGUCGGACGUGCCCAGAGCUCAGAUUUGCGUACACAAUAGCCAGUGUGCUGCUCUGUUCGGUGAUUCGACGACUUCGGCUCGGCACGAUCGAGGGCCAGGCGAUGGAGGUGCGGUCGGAGCUCGUGUCCACACCCAAAGAUGAGACAUGGCUGACGGUCAGCAGCAGGAAAUGAACACUGCCUGGACCCCUGUGCCUUAUAGCAUUUCACAUGUUUUAAUCUAGUCUUUUAUCAGUAUUGAUUUUAAAUUGAUCAGUCCAGUGAGCCAAAGAACUUGUGAAUAUUCUUUUAAGAUACAUUCCCACAGUUUUAUUGUUUAGUUGACAAUUCAUUUUGUACAUUUUCAAUAAAGUAAUUGUUAUUU
Periophthalmus magnuspinnatus is the source of this 1674-nucleotide messenger RNA. It is a transcript of the gene cyp20a1, whose product is annotated as cytochrome P450 20A1. Lineage: Eukaryota; Metazoa; Chordata; Actinopteri; Gobiiformes; Gobiidae. Gene Ontology annotation, molecular function: heme binding; monooxygenase activity; iron ion binding. The transcript has 13 exons. The record is from RefSeq and is a predicted model, not a curated record. Gene Ontology annotation, cellular component: membrane. The coding region runs from base 102 to 1484 and encodes 460 amino acids.